UUAUAAUUUAGAAAUAUAUUUUAUUUAAUUAAGCAGUGAAAAUGGCACAAUAACAACAGCUGGUAGGAGCUGCCCCAAGCCGUUGACGAAGUUGAAGCAAAGAGGAAGAGCACUCCUCAGCUACAACUCCAUUGGAGCGUAAAUUAGCAAGGAUGGAGCUCUCCUUUAUUCUCCUCCCCUCCAUAAUUCUCCUCUCCUUCCUUUACUCCGCCUCUCUCUUCUUCAAACGAGACGCCCUCUUAAAGCCCACCAAAUCCACGGUCCUCAAAGGCUACCCAAUCAUAGGAAACCUCCCCCUUUUCAUCAAGAACGGGAGACGUACUCUCGACUGGGUGGCGGAGCUCAUCCCCACGUCCCCCACCGGCACCGUCACCGUCGUCCCCUUCGUCUUCACCGCCAACCCCUCCAACGUCGAACACCUGGCACGCACCAACUUCAACAACUACCCCAAGGCCGACGACCUCCUGGCCGCCCUCCACGACUUCUUCGGCCGCGGCAUCCUGAACGCCAACGGCGAAGACUGGCGCUUCCAGCGCAAGGCCGCCAGCUUCGAGUUCAACACCAAGUCCCUCCGCGCCUUCGUCCUCGAUAAAGUCCGCCACGAGACCGUCCACGGGCUGAUCCCUCUGCUGAAGAGAGCCGGCCGGAGCGGCGAGGUGUUGGACCUCCAGGACGUGCUCGAGCGCUUCGCGUUCGAUAACAUCUGUAGCCUGGUGUUCGGCGAGGACCCCAAAUGCCUCUCUGGGGAGAGCGAGGAGGGGGAGAAAUUCUACCAUGCGUUUCACGAAGCCUCGGAGCUCAGCGUCCAGAGGGCGAUGCAGCCCUUCUCCCUGAUAUGGAAGCUCGGCAAGUGGCUCGACGUCGGGUCGGAGAAGCGGCUGAGGAAAUCGCUAGAGAUCGUUCGCGGGUUUGUCGAGAGAUACGUGACAUCGAGAAGGGAACAGAGUAGAGGCGGCGGCGACUUCUUGUCUCGGUUCGCGGCGGACGGAGCCCACUCGGACGAGUUUAUCCGGGAUAUCCUCAUAAGCUUCGUGCUCGCGGGGCGGGAUACCACGCCCACGGCCCUCACCUGGUUCUUCUGGGUCCUUUCUUCGAAGCCAGAAGUCGUGGAGAAGAUACGUGAGGAGAUCAAAUCCAUCCGAUCGCGGCAUAAGAAUCAUGAUAGCGAGGUGCUGACGCUGGACGAGCUGAGGGAGAUGGGAUAUCUCCAUGCGGCGGUGUCGGAGUCGCUGAGAUUGUAUCCGUCGGUUCCGCUGCUGGCGAGGGAGAGCAAGGGCGAGGACGAGCUGCCGGACGGAACGCAUGUGGGGAAGGGGUGGACGGUGAUGUACAGCCCGUACGCGAUGGGGAGGGCGGAGGGGAUAUGGGGGAAGGACUGCGGGGAGUUCCGGCCGGAGCGGUGGAUGGAGGAUGGGGUAUUCCAGCCGACGAGCCCGUUCCGGUACACGGUAUUCCACGCGGGGCCGAGGAUGUGUCUGGGCAAGGAUAUGGCGUAUAUCCAGAUGAAGGCGGUGGUGGCGAGUAUUUUGGAAGGUUUUGAGCUGGAGGUAGUGGAGAAGAGAGGGAAAUACCAGCUUUCCAUGACGAUGAGGAUGGAGGGAGGGCUGCCUGUGAGGGUCAAGGAGAGGAGUAUUUGAUAUCAAAGUAGUCCCCUCCCUCUCUCUCCCCCACUUUUCUGCGUGUGUAUGGGCAUGGUGCAGUGCCAUUGUAAUACAAGAAACUUCAUGAGAGGUGAAUAGCAUGGUCAAUGUGUUCAUCUCUCUCUUGCUUCCUCUUCAAUGUGUUUUGAUAUAGGAGCUGUUGUGAAAUUAUAAUGAAUAUUAUAUACAUUAAUAAAGAUAAUUUAGGAAAUAACUUGU
Phoenix dactylifera (date palm) is the source of this 1859-nucleotide messenger RNA. Lineage: Eukaryota; Viridiplantae; Streptophyta; Magnoliopsida; Arecales; Arecaceae. The record is from RefSeq and is a predicted model, not a curated record.